UCCUACAGCCUGACAACAGACAUUUUUUACCGUCUUCCUCUCCAGUGUGUAGUUGUGACUUUGAGGCACAUUUAUCCAUCUGAUAUCCGACCAUGUUUCUCACGCAAGGAACACCACAGGGCCUAUAUGAACCGCCAGGGACCAGUUCUUGGGGGCAGACAGAUCCAGCAGACAUACAGCAUGGCUCAGAAAACAGCCCUAAUUGUGUACGCCCACCAGAGUCCGGGUUCGUUCAACGCGGCGGUGCGUGAUGUGGCGAUGCAGGAGCUGGAGACACAGGGCUACAAGGUGCUUGUGUCUGACCUCUACGCCAUGAACUUCAGAGCUAAUGCCACUCAGGACGACAUCAUCGGUGACCUCUCUAUAGCUGUUUCUUUUGGCUUAAAGGUCCCAUAUUAUGGUCCCAUAUGUGACCAGAAGAAUCCAGAGCUUUUCCAGUAUGGAGAUGAGACCAUGCAUGCCUGGAUGGAGGGCCGUCUAAGUGACGACAUCAUGGCAGAACAGGGCAAAUUGCAGGAGGCCGACCUUGUCAUCUUCCAGUUUCCUUUGUACUGGUUCAGUGUGCCAGCCAUCAUGAAGGGCUGGAUUGACCGAGUGCUGACACAAGGAUUUGCUUUCUCCCUGCAAAACAUGUACAAUAACGGUAUAUUCAAGGAUAAAAAAGCAAUGCUGUCUUUCACUACUGGAGCAACACAGACCAUGUUUCGGCCUGACGGUAUCAAUGGAGACAUCAACAUCACUCUGUGGCCUCUACAGAAUGGCACUCUGCACUUCUGUGGAUUUCAGGUUCUCGCUCCUCAGAUAUUCUGGAGCCCGGCUCACUGUCCCGCCGCCGUGCGAACAGCAAUGCUAGACGGGUGGCGAGCCCGGCUUAAAGGACUGUUGACAGAAAAGCCUUUGAGCUUCGCCCCCUGUGAGCUCUUUGACCUCAGCUUUCAGGGGGGGUUUAUGAUGUGGCCCAAAAUGAGGGAGGAGCAAGAAUCGCAGCCGUACGGCCUCACCACAGGACACCAUCUAGGGAAACCGCUGCCGCCUGACAACCAGAUCACUGCCCAGCCCGCUGAUGAAAAUAGUGCCAAACCAGCCUGCAAGAAGUAGAAGCUCUCUGUUUCUAUACAAGAUCACUUUAAUAACAAUGUUUGGGAUUUUGGAUUUUUGAAGUGCUUUAUAUCUACACAAGCUGAAAUAAAACAAUUAUAAAAGAAA
Molecule: messenger RNA, 1206 nt
Organism: Eleginops maclovinus (Patagonian blennie)
Lineage: Eukaryota; Metazoa; Chordata; Actinopteri; Perciformes; Eleginopidae
Gene: nqo1
Product: NAD(P)H dehydrogenase, quinone 1
Exons: 6
Coding region: 127-1098 (323 amino acids)
Cellular component (GO): cytosol
Molecular function (GO): NAD(P)H dehydrogenase (quinone) activity
Source: RefSeq, a predicted model, not a curated record